Aspergillus sclerotioniger CBS 115572 is the source of this 1122-nucleotide messenger RNA. RefSeq names its product Clavaminate synthase-like protein. Bases 1 to 1122 code for a protein of 373 amino acids. The record is from RefSeq and is a predicted model, not a curated record. The transcript has 6 exons. NCBI's taxonomy places the organism in Eukaryota, Fungi, Ascomycota, Eurotiomycetes, Eurotiales, Aspergillaceae. Gene Ontology annotation, molecular function: dioxygenase activity.
AUGCCCGCCAGACUCAUCGACAGCUAUGACCACGUCCCAGUGACCAAGGAAAACCUCGACUGGGCCGAGCUCAUCACCCUUGAUCUAAGCCAGUACGAGCAACCAGGAGGAAAGCGAUCCCUCGUCAAGCAGCUAGAACACGCUGUUCGACACGUCGGCUUCUUCUACGUUAAAAACUUCAACAUCAGCCAAGAAGAAAUCGACCGCCAAUUCGCUCUAGGCCGAGAAUUCUACUCCCUCCCUCUCGAAGAAAAGCUCAAGUACCACAACCGCGCUGAUCUCGACCGCGGCGAGUACAACGGCUACCGACCAGCCGGAGACAGGGUCCUCGGAAACGGCAUCAAAGACAACGUCCAAGUCUACAACAUCCCCAAAUUCGACGGCUACCACAAACGCCUCCAACCCCCCGUACUGGCGGACAACAUCCACGAAAUCGAGACCUUCAGUCGCAAAUGCCACACCGAAGUAGUCGAAAAACUCCUUCGCCUCUUCGCCAUCCUCCUCGAACUCCCCGACGAAGACCAACUCGUCCGCGACCACCUAUACGACAUCAAAGGCGAGGACCAUCUCCGCUACAUGCACUACGCCGCGCGCAACGCCGAAAUCAACAAGAAAGUCGGUGGCCUGUACUCCCCCGGCCAUACGGACCUGGGCACCGUGACUCUACUAUUCCGGCAACCUGUCGCGGCCCUCCAAAUCCUCAACUCAGAAGGACAGUGGAAAUGGGUCCGUCCUCAGGAUGGAACCAUCACGAUUAAUACGUGCGAUGCGUUGACGGCUCUCACUGGCGGGUUGAUUAAAUCGAGUAUUCAUCGUGUGCAUGUGCCGCCUGCGGAUCAGGCGCAUGUGGAUCGGUUGGGGGUGUUGUAUUUUGCUAGGCCGAAUAACCAUGUGGUUCUGGACCCGAUUCAGAAUAGUCCGUUGCUUAAUCGGCUGGGACUUACUCGGAAUGUGUUUACGGAGUUGGGUCAGCAUCUUACUACUGAGGAAUGGGUGAAGGUGAGGCAGACGCAGCAGCAGAGAAGGACCCAAGAGGCGAAGGUCUCCGAGGAUGGGAAGUAUAGUUAUGGGGAGAGGGAUUUGGAGAUUCUUCCGGGGUUGGAUGCGAAGGUGUAUAAUUAG